AUGACGGGUAAUCGAAUUUACCUAGCCAACGCAGUUACUGGACAAGUUAUUGCUCAGAUGCACAGUUCACUUGCAAAUGUCCCAGAAAAUGUAAAAACGGAUACACCAAUGAGUUUGCUUACCGAAUUAAUGCCGCAUCAAAAAGAAGGCCUAACCUGGUUGCUGUGGCGUGAGAAACAACUGUUACCUGGUGGCAUCCUCGCUGAUGACAUGGGACUAGGCAAGACAUUAAGUAUGAUUUCACUUAUUGUAAACACCAAAGAAAGGCGUAAGCAAAAUGAUGUGAUGGAAGAGUUAAACGAAAGAGUCAUUAAAGACAGUUUUAAUUCCGUCAAGAACUACACUUUAAUUCCGUCAAGAACUACACUAAUUGUCGCUCCAGCUUCGUUAAUUUUCCAGUGGGAGACAGAAUUUCAAAAACAUGUGAAAAAUGGCUUUCUUUCUCGUUAUUUGUUCCAUGGACCUAAACACAAGCGCGAUAUAAGCGCAGAAUGUCUUGCAAGGUAUGACGUCGUUAUCACUACAUAUGGAAUUGUGAGCAAUGAAUUAAGCGAAAAAUUCACUGCAGCUGGUAUUGAAGAUGAAGGGAGUAAUAGUGAUUCGAAAGGUUCCCCUGAAGGACAGAAUGGAAAAGGAAAAAUAAAACGAAAGGUUUCAAAAAAAUCGGGCUCCGUACUUACUAAGAUAGCCUGGGAACGUGUCAUUCUGGAUGAAGCGCAUCAAAUCAAAAAUAGAACAUCAUUGAUUUCGAAAGCGUGUUGUAAAAUUCCUGCUGCAGCCCGUUGGUGCCUUACAGGCACACCAAUUCACAAUAACUUAUGGGAUUUAUAUUCCUUGAUCAGGUUUCUGCGUGUAGUGCCGUUUGAUGAGGAAGCUGUUUGGAAAGAAUAUAUUUUGUCAGCACAUUCAUCAUCAGAAAGAUUAAAUACCUUGGUGAAAGGCUUGUUACUGCGGCGAGAAAAAAGUCAGUUGUAUGCAGAAACGAAUAAACCAAUUGUUGAUCUAAGGUUAAAAAAGUGCGAGGAGAUUGUUAUGAAACUUGAAGGCAUGGAAAAGAAAGUUUAUGAUUACAUUUUUCAGGUUUCAAGGCAGCAAGUAAAAGAAUUAAUCAAAACACGAGAGGAAAGAGAACGAGAUCUGUAUGGUAUUGGAUGGAAAAGUACUAGUAAUAAACCAGCGAGGAAUCCAUUUUCAGAUGGUCCACGGACGACUCGAAACAACGAUAAUUUUCGAACAAUGACUUGUGUACUAACGUUAUUAAUGCGUUUACGACAAGCUUGUGUACAUUUUGCACUGAUCAGUCAGGCAGUCAAUAUGGAAACACUCCAGACAUUAGGCGUUGAAGAGGAUGAAAAUGCGGAAAUGUUGUCGAAAUGUUUUUCGAAUAUGUCGUUUUUGGAUGAAAAAGCCCUCACCGAGAAGUUACUGGAUGAUGACGGCAAUAAACAAAUAGAACAACUCUUUGAGAAAAAUUUUCUUUCAAUGAAGCUCAAGAAAUUAUUUGAACACAUGGACUAUGCUCUUUCUUGUGGCGAUAAAUGUGUUAUUGUAAGCCAGUGGACCAGUCUUUUAAACAUUCUAGAGCACCAUUUGAGACGGAAGGAAAUUUUAUAUACAUCUAUCAAUGGGAAAGUUUCGAGCAGUGACAGGCAAAGUAGAGCUAAUAGCUUUAACAAGAUUGACAGUGGGCCUCGUGUUAUGUUGUUAUCAUUGACAGCCGGCGGAGUAGGGUUGAACUUAGUCGGUGGUAAUCAUCUUUUCCUCGUCGAUUUGCAUUGGAAUCCUGCCCUCGAACAACAGGCCUGUGAUCGCAUUUAUAGAAUUGGACAAACGAAGAAUGUUUUUAUACACAAGCUGGUCUGUCUUGAAACAAUUGAAGAACGUGUUUUGGCAUUACAGCGAAUAAAACAAACAUUAGCUAAGGAUGUUCUAGAGGGAGUUGCAUCAAAGAAACUCAGUAAAUUAACGAUUGCUGAUCUGAAAUACUUAUUCGAUCUGGGUCGUCCGCGUGAUGACUUGACUAAUUUUGUUGGCGCUGCUUGUCCACCGAACUUCAUCCCAGCCUCAACUAUUUCUAGUGUUAAUACAGGAUGUUGAUACUUGUAUAACAGUAAAAAAGCAAGGGUCUUUUGUACAGGAAACUGUCCGCAAGACAAUCGAAUAGCUCAGUUUGUCUUGAAGUCUGCGCCUGUUCAUUCUCUCGUUUGUUAAUAUUGCUGUCUUUCCUUUUUUCAGCACUGCAAUUGAAGUUUUAAUUCAAAUACACAAUUUCAAAACUUCCUCCAACUGUUAUGCAUAAAAUGAACUAUUCAUUCCUUUCCCCCAGAUGAAAAUUCAUAUUAGAGGAGCAGUGUAUAGCUAUAAAUCUGGCUCAGACUAAAGCGGAAAUUAUAUGUGAAGUCAUUCUCAAACUAACGUUUUUCGAGUCC
Loa loa (African eye worm) is the source of this 2429-nucleotide messenger RNA. RefSeq lists its product as hypothetical. Gene Ontology annotation, molecular function: ATP binding; ATP-dependent chromatin remodeler activity. The transcript is spliced from 17 exons. Bases 1 to 2097 code for a protein of 698 amino acids. The record is from RefSeq and is a predicted model, not a curated record. NCBI's taxonomy places the organism in Eukaryota, Metazoa, Nematoda, Chromadorea, Rhabditida, Onchocercidae.